AAUCGCUUGGCGACAUAACGGUGAGAAGGCGGCGGAAGCAGUUUGAUCCCGACGCCUUUGCUCGCCUGAUGACGGACCAUUACAAUCGCCGGCGCGAUCAGGCAAGCGCCCUGGAGGACCGCCUCACUUCUCUCCACAACGACCUUCUCAUCUCCAUCCUCUCCUUCCUCCCCAUCAAGCAGCGCGUCGCCCUCUCCGCCGUCUGCUCCCGCUUGCUCCGCCUCCUCCCCUCCAUACCCCGACUCGACGCCUUCCGGCUCGAGGUUGUGCAUCCCUCCGGCGGCGUCGACAUCAGCCAACAUUUUACCUUCCCCCGCGCCCUGAUCCGCCAAUGCCACAUCGUCUUCCACGACUUCACCUAUUUAUCCAAACGCCUCGAGCAGCUCCUCGUCGAGGACCUCGUCGAGGUGGGCGUCCAAGAUCUCAUCCUCGAAAACUCCAGUAUCGGAUGGUUGCAUUUCAGCGGCCAGGAAAAUUGCGGCUUCUUCGGCGAAAAUUGCGGCUUCUUCGGCGUCAAGUCGCUGAGGAGUAUCUCCUUAGACGGAAUCUUGGUGGGAUGCUUUGAUGGCCACCCCCAUCCGCCCAUCGCUUGCACCCUUCUCACCUCCCUCAAAAUUGAAUGUUGCAACCUUCGACGGAAUGAUUUCCUGCAAGCCGUCCUCAUCUCUUGCCCUUUCCUCGAGACUCUACAUUUCAUCUAUUCCUUAGAAUACGGGGGCAACCUCAGCAUCCACUCCGCCUCCAUUAAGCAUCUAGUCCUAUUAUUCGGACACCGCGCCGUCAGCACCAUCAACGUCCGCUGCCCAAAUCUUGAGUCGCUCACCGUCAACGUCGCCCAUGAGCUGCGCAUUGAAGCUCCCAAGGUCCGGAACGCGUCAUUACUUCUCAGCAUCUCUCCGGCGACAGAUCCUGCAAGUGCAUUGAUGAGGAUUCUCGACUCUGCUUUUGGAAUCGAUGGCGCUUGGCUCAUGCUGAAUUCUAACACAACUCCAAACGGAUUAACAGCAGAACACGUAAUUGAUAGAAUUUUUUGUCCGGAAUACAUAAAGGACGCCGUUAUUAUCAACUUUGACUUCGAUCUUAAAGAUCGAUCCUCAGCGAUGAUAUUGACUCAGCUUCUUAAGAAAUGUAAUGACAACAAAACCAGGUUUGAUAUACGUGUGGAUGCUAUGCAUAUACAGAGCACUAAUGAAAUGGCAAGGGACGAUCACUUGCUUCAUGGCUCUACAUAUGUAGAGCUAAUUAAAUUACGAAUGAUCAUGCCCCGGAAGAGGUUUGAAAAGUUUCUCUUGUAUCAAAAGCGGUUGGAGGAGGAAAUAAAGACAAGAUUGCAAAAGCUGAAAAGCCGCACCUGUAAAGAGCAAUUCAACGAUAUAUUAGUUUUCAAUGAGCCCCUGGUCGAAGUAUCCUCGAGUAUCACUAACUGUAUUGAAAUAAAAUUUUAGUGUUUUUUUUUUCUUCUUCUGUUCAUUCAGUGUUUGCUAAUUGUUUGAUUUCAGUCAUACAAUGUCUUUAUUUAAAGCUCAGUUCUUGCAUUUCUGAUGACUAAUUUGUUGGACUUAUGAUUUGCGAGCUUUAUGAUUUGUUGGACUUA
Molecule: messenger RNA, 1594 nt
Organism: Zingiber officinale
Lineage: Eukaryota; Viridiplantae; Streptophyta; Magnoliopsida; Zingiberales; Zingiberaceae
Exons: 2
Coding region: 69-1445 (458 amino acids)
Molecular function (GO): protein binding
Source: RefSeq, a predicted model, not a curated record